Messenger RNA from Lolium perenne, 2219 nucleotides. Its product is annotated as rust resistance kinase Lr10-like. Gene Ontology annotation, biological process: protein phosphorylation. The record is from RefSeq and is a predicted model, not a curated record. Lineage: Eukaryota; Viridiplantae; Streptophyta; Magnoliopsida; Poales; Poaceae. Gene Ontology annotation, molecular function: protein kinase activity; polysaccharide binding; ATP binding.
CUUACCUGUAGACGACAAGGAUUAAGUGCUGAUGUUUCUUUUCGACAUCUUCUUCUUUCUAGCUAGCGCCACCCAUCUUGGUUACAGUACGACACAAAGAUGAGUAAAUUACUUGCCAUAGCCAUCCUUCUACUUCCACUUAUCAGCCAUGGAAGGGACUUGUCCACACUAUGGGUGUGGGAUGAUAAAGAUUUCUUCAAAUACUGCCCACCGUCACGGUGCAGCCAACACGGCCCAGAGAUCAGGUAUCCUUUCUGCCUUGAUUCAAGCCAAUCAUCAUGUGGAUGCGGUAGGAAGUUAGUAUGUUCUGGUCAAGACACCAUCCUGGUUCACCCAGUUCUUGGCCCAUACAAUGUCAGCACCAUAGAUUACAGAUAUUCUUCCAUGAAGCUCAUCCCCAUUGUAGAACCAUGCAUGGUGAUCCAGAAGAAGCUCAUCAUCUCCAAAAGCUCAUCAUCUCAGCAAGUUGAUUAUUUCAGCAAGGAGGGAUCAUAUGUUGAUAUUUUGUUUUCAUCUGCAACCCUAGUUUGCUGUUCAAGAGAGUUCAUACCUGGUGCUGCCGAUAGAAUUGCAGGCCCCAUCUCCUGCCUUAGCAACACAACCCACUUCUCGUAUUUUGUGGAUAGUUAUGAAUAUAUGUCUCUUCUUCCAUUGGACUGUAAGGUCAUCCCAAUCUCAGGUGGCAGCGAUGGCCGCCGGAUUCAGCUCAUGCGUAUGUUUGAUGAUCAAAGGUUAGAAUCGUCCGCACAGUCCUUCCAGAUAGGUGCAGAAAGUAUCCUCAGUUUUGAUGAGAAGACGGUGCAUUGGUAUAGUUACAAUUGUAAACAAUGUGAACUCAGUGGGGGACACUGCACAUUCAGCUCUAAAAGGGUAGAGUCGUUCUGCAUGCCUCAAGGCUCAGGCUCACGCACCAAAAUAAUCGCAGCUACAUCAUCGGUGGCCGCAUUUGUUGUUCUUUUGCUGAUGGUGUCCACUGCACUUUAUCUUUCGCUCAGGACAAGAUAUAAUGAGGAGAUACAUUUGAAGGUCGAAAUGUUUCUCAAAACAUAUGGCACAUCGAAACCCACGAGGUACACAUUCUCUGAAGUUAAGAAGAUAGCAAGACGGUUUAAGGAAAAAGUAGGGCAGGGAGGAUAUGGAAGUGUAUAUAAAGGUGAGCUGCCAAAUAGAGUGCCUGUGGCUGUCAAGAUGCUAGAGAACGCAACAGGAGAGGGAGAAGUAUUCAUCAAUGAAGUUGCCACCAUUGGACUAAUCCACCAUGCCAAUAUUGUCCGCCUCCUAGGGUUUUGUUCCGAAGGAAUGAGAAGGGCUCUUAUUUACGAAUUCAUGCCUAACGAGUCGCUAGAGAAAUACAUAUUCUCUCAUGACCCAAAUAUUUUUCAGCAUCUUCUAGUACCUCAGAAACUGCUAGAUAUUGCCUUAGGCAUCGCCCGAGGAAUGGAGUACUUACAUCAGGGGUGCAAACAGCGCAUCCUCCACUUUGACAUCAAGCCACACAAUAUCUUGCUGGACUACAACUUCAACCCAAAGAUCUCAGACUUUGGGCUUGCAAAGUUGUGUGCACGGGACCAAAGCAUAGUCACCCUAACUGCAGCAAGAGGCACUAUGGGCUACAUUGCACCAGAGCUAUACUCUCGGAACUUUGGGGGGGUAUCCUACAAGUCAGACGUGUACAGUUUUGGCAUGCUGGUGUUAGAAAUGGUCAGUGGUAGGAGGAAUUCAGACCCAAGUACUGGGAGCCUGAACGAUGUUUACCUCCCAGAGUGGAUCUACGAGAAAGUAAUCAAUGACCAGGAGUUGGCACUCACUUUGGAAACGACUCAAGAAGAGAAAGAAAAGGUGAAGCAGCUGGCUAUUGUGGCACUAUGGUGUAUCCAAUGGAACCCGAGAAACAGGCCAUCAAUGACGAAGGUCGUUAACAUGCUAACAGGGAGGUUGCAGAAUCUGCAGAUGCCACCAAGGCCUUUCGUCACAUCUGAAAAUCAGCCCAUGCCUUAAACUAAAACAUGGAGCACACAGUACCAUGAUUCAGUCAGCAUUCAAGGGUUUAAUUCCUCUACACGCGCGUCGCAAAUCUAUGCAUAGCAAGCAAUCUAUUUCGGUAUUACCAUUCCAUUAGCUCUGGACAUGUACGGAUAAUCAUGAGUCACCACCAUGUAAUAACACCACAAAUUACCGGAAAAUUAACAAUAAUCGUGUGAAAUAUUUUAUUUGGAAGA